This is a messenger RNA of Chrysoperla carnea, 1630 nucleotides long. RefSeq lists its product as uncharacterized. The record is from RefSeq and is a predicted model, not a curated record. Lineage: Eukaryota; Metazoa; Arthropoda; Insecta; Neuroptera; Chrysopidae. The transcript has 8 exons. The coding region runs from base 45 to 1340 and encodes 431 amino acids.
UAUAGCAAACAUUUUGAAAGUUAACAAAAAAUUGUUCGGAAAUAAUGGGUGAUGAAAAUACAUUAAGUUCGACUGACUUAGAAUUUCUAACAUCGAUUUCAAAUAAAUUUACCAUAAGAACAUUAUUGGAUGCCAUAAAGAAUUAUUCAAAUGUAGACAAUGUUAAAUUUCAAAAAAUUGAGCAAGUUCCAAACAAUUUUAAAAAAGGCGAUUCUUAUAUGUCGAGUUUAUUUCGAUUUAUAAUAAUUGGAACCGCUGACGAUGGAACGGGUGAACGUUUGGUAAAUAUACCCGUGGUAGUUAAAUCAAUACCAAAAAAUAUUGCUAGAAAAAAAACAUUUCGCUCACAGGAUUUUUUUAAAACUGAGAUUAAUUUCUACACAAAGGUUUGGCCAAAACUAUUAGAAUUUCAAAAAGAAAAAAAUGCUAUUGUUUUUAAUAAUGUUCCAAGAUGUUUAGCUACGAUUUGCGAUGGUGAUAAUGAUUUUAUUAUUUUGGAAGAUAUUUCGACACGUAACUUUAAAGCUCGAGGUCGUGGUGAUAUUAUUGAUUUGGAACAUUGUUUAUUAGUAAUACGAAUGUUUGGAUCAUUUCAUGCUGUGUCCCUUGCGUUUAAAGAUCAACAUCCUAUCGAAUAUGAACAAAUUGCGGUUCAUUUAAAGGAAGUUUAUUAUUCAGAGAGUUUUCGUAAGUGGUAUAAAAACUUUAUGGAUAAUCUGAUGGUAGUUUGGACGGAUGCAAUUGAAAAAGAAGUACCUGGAACAGUGUAUGAAACUAAAUUAAAAGAUUUAUUUGCAAAUGAUCUAUAUGGACAACUCAUAAAAAUUGCACAAGAAAAAGGCAAAUAUGCAGUUGUUAAUCAAGGUGAUACUUGGCUACCAAACUUGAUGUUCCAAUAUAAUGACAAUAAGCCACAAUCAGUAUUUUUAAUCGAUUUUCAACUUUCCAGAAACUGUUCCUUCGUGUUAGAUUUAUCAUUUUUCAUAUUGGCCUGUGUUCAAACUUCAAUUAGACGCGCACAUUGGGAUGAAAUUUUAACCGAAUAUCAUAAAACAUUUACAUCGUGUUUAGAAAAGUUAGGAUCUAGGCCAGAAUUAUUAACUUAUGAUGAUUUAAAAAAUGAAUUUGCUAAAUAUUUUAAAUUUGGUUUGGGUUUGGUAAUAGAAGCUGGACCGUUUUCGGUAAUGCCUGAUGAAGAAGCAGCUGAUUUAGAUGCCAUGAAGGGUGAUGGUAUUGAAGAUAUUGGAAAUUUAUGGAUAGUAAAAAAACUAGCAAAAAAAGAACAUAGAUUGGUUUUAGUCAAUAUAGUUAAGGACCUUGUGGAUAAAGGAUAUUUAUAAAAAUUUCAUUAUUAUCAAAUUUACCAAAAGUAUUAAAGAUUUAAUUGAAAGUUUUAAUAAAUACUUUACUGAUAAGAUAGACAUAAUGUAUAUACAGAGUUUCCCAAAAAAGGUAUUCACUGAUGAAGUUAUAACGAGACUCACAAUUACGUGUUUAUGCGUUUUAGGAAGAGGGAUCUACCCAAAAUGCCUUAUAAAUUUGUGUCUAGACCCCAUAAUAUUUGAGAUUAUUUUGAAUUUUGUAAUUUAUCGGUAUCAUAAUAAUUAUAUUACAGAUUUAAAUAAAAUGA